Molecule: messenger RNA, 939 nt
Organism: Trichoderma aggressivum f. europaeum
Lineage: Eukaryota; Fungi; Ascomycota; Sordariomycetes; Hypocreales; Hypocreaceae
Exons: 3
Coding region: 1-939 (312 amino acids)
Biological process (GO): phosphatidylinositol biosynthetic process
Cellular component (GO): membrane; Golgi apparatus
Molecular function (GO): CDP-diacylglycerol-inositol 3-phosphatidyltransferase activity
Source: RefSeq, a predicted model, not a curated record
AUGUCGGCACCUCGGACUCGACGGCGAGCUGCCCAAGAAAAGCUCGAGCACGGCUCUGACGACGACCGCUCCACUGCCGUUGUUGACGGCAACGGCUCAACCCGCGAUGCGCCGGAAGUCUCGGAUUCUGACGGCGACGAGAACAUCUUUCUGUUCUGGCCCAACAUUAUAGGCUACUUUCGAAUCGUCCUUGCUAUUGCCUCUCUAUACUACAUGCCCCUGCACCCUCGCACGUGCUCCCUGCUCUACAGCGUCUCCUGCUUGCUCGACGCUCUCGACGGAUAUGCUGCCAGAUACUUCAAUCAGUCGACUCGCUUCGGCGCCGUCCUGGACAUGGUCACGGACCGCUGCACCACCUCGUGCUUGCUGGUCUUCCUGUCUUCGGCCUUCCCGCGAUGGGCCAUUGUCUUCCAGGGCCUGAUUGCGCUCGACUUCUCCAGUCACUACAUGCACAUGUACGCCACUCUGGUCGUUGGAGGCUCCGACUCGAGCCACAAGAACAUCGACAAGAGCCAGAGCUGGCUGUUGAACUUGUACUACACCAACAAGACUGUUCUCUUCGUCUUCUGCCUAUUCAACGAAGUCUUCUUCAUUGCGCUCUACCUCCUGUCCUUCUCCUCGCCCCUCCUCUCGCCCCACCUCAUCAAGAGCGUGGAGGAGACCAGCGGUGGCCAGAUCCAGCCCGGUGUCCCGGUCAACACCUCUCUCCUCCGACAAAUGUUCCCCGAUCCCUUCAGCGCCGCAGCCCUCGAGAUUGCCCGAGCAAACAAGAUGGACUCCACCCUCCCCUGGAUCAUCACCGGCGUCAGCUUUCCCAUCAUGCUGGCCAAGCAGAUCAUCAACGUGGUCCAGCUGGUCAAGGCGAGCAGGUGGCUUGCCGAGGUUGACAUUAAAUCACGAAAGGCAAAGGGUCUGAACAAGAAGGCCAGAAAGGCUUAA